Etheostoma spectabile (orangethroat darter) is the source of this 4915-nucleotide messenger RNA. It is a transcript of the gene dis3l2, whose product is annotated as DIS3 like 3'-5' exoribonuclease 2. Gene Ontology annotation, biological process: miRNA catabolic process; mRNA catabolic process. The record is from RefSeq and is a predicted model, not a curated record. The transcript is spliced from 21 exons. Gene Ontology annotation, cellular component: P-body. Gene Ontology annotation, molecular function: RNA binding; 3'-5'-RNA exonuclease activity. NCBI's taxonomy places the organism in Eukaryota, Metazoa, Chordata, Actinopteri, Perciformes, Percidae. The coding region runs from base 138 to 3299 and encodes 1053 amino acids.
AGGUAGCAUGACUGUGACCAUUCAAUUCACGACGACAGAGGAAGUGAAUGCAUCAGCUAGCACUUUGUUCUGAAUAACCGCUAAGUUGCACACCUUACACGCAGUGAAUAAGAGAUCGUUUCUGUAAGGAUUGCCAUAUGGAUCCUCCUCUGCCACCGAAGAACCGGAAUCGAGAGCCAAAGCGCAGCCAGAAUCAGUCGAGCACUCCUCCUCAGAAAGACGCAUAUGCCAGGCUUCUCAGCCAGCAUUGCAGCAGCAAGUUCAGUCUGUAUCUAGAGCAAUAUGCUAAGGACACAGCAUUUCAAAGGGAAGGGAAUGGGCCAACCACACUGCUCAAAGUUCAGAGUGACAGGCAGAACAUACCACAACGAAAAAGGGACCAAGUGCCCAAUGAUUUCUCUGAUUCGAGUGACUUCUCCCCCUCUUCCAUGAAAAGUAAAGGAGAGGAGAGUUCUCUGUCUUUAUACAUGGAGAAACUAAGCACCCGCAGUGCUCAGCCGGACUGUGAAAGAAAGCAGGGUGUGUCUGACAGACAGCGAUGGGGACAGAGAAGGGACACCGCCACCAGCCACGAUGGAGACGUCGAGUCUGGUGAGGAGCUCAGCACUUUAAAACCCAACGACUCGAGGAAACACCAGAAGCAGCAAAAGAAAAGCAAAGACUCUAACAGAGAGGUCACCUCAAAAGAGGCUGACUCAUUUGUUGGACAUCCCCAAUCCCCAAAGAAAGCCAGUACAAGUGGACAGGAGCAAGAGAAGAUGAAAAAGUUAAAGAAAAAAAACCUGCCAAAGCACCCGGAAGAGGAGAAAAGCAGAGAAGGGACAUCAAAGUCUGGGUUUGACUCUCAGAUGUCCCCUUAUGGUAAAGACAACACAAUGCAGCAAUCCAGAGCUUCAAGUGCCAAUUCUCCUGCUGAAAAGAGUAAGAACAAAGGAGGCAGAGGAUCAAAGAAACAGGUGUUUGAAUCCUACAUGGCAUUUGAGGAGGUUUCCCAUGGCCUUAAAAGAGGAGAACUCAUUCAGGGGCAGUUAAGAAUCAACCCAAAGAAAUACCACGAAGCUUUCGUCCCAUCUCCUGAUGACAUAAGGGAUAUAUUUCUGGAUGGGAUUGUGGCUCGUAACAGAGCAUUGAAUGGAGACAUAGUGGUGGUGCAAAUUCUCCCUCGGGAGCAGUGGAAGGUUGUGAGGUCAGAUACUGACUGUGAUGGCACCAGUGAGUCAGAGAGCUUGAAAGAAAACAUGGUGCAGAAAAAGACAGCACGCACCCCCAGGCCUGAUGUUACUGUGGAAGACCAGCAUAGCGACCAGGAUGAACUCAUCCGCAAAGUGCAGAACACCACCCUCACUGACACAGAAGAACUUCUGGAAGACCCCUCAACACCACAGCCCAAUGGGGAAAUACUUCAAAAGACUGCUAAAGUGGUGUACAUUGUUGAAAAAAAACACUCGAGAGCUGUGACAGGCUUCCUGAAAUUCCUACCAGAUAAGCCUUUUGCCAUGUUCUCCCCCGUGGACCACCGGGUGCCACGGAUUAACGUUUUCCUAGCUGACUGUCCCGAAGACUUUAGUUCCCGCCCGGGGGACUACAGUAACACCUUGUUCAUAUGUCGGAUCACCAGCUGGGCAGCCGACAGCAACUUUGCUGAAGGCCAGCUUGCUAAGACACUGGGUCAGGCUGGAGAAAUUGAGCCAGAGACGGAGGGCAUCCUGAUAGAGUACGACGUUGAUUUUUCGGAGUUCUCAGAUGAGGUGUUAGACUGCCUUCCCAAGAAUUUGCCCUGGACCAUCCCACCUGAGGAGAUGAGAAAAAGGAGAGACCUGAGGAAGGAGUGCAUCUUCACCAUUGACCCUUCUACCGCCAGAGACCUGGACGACGCUCUGUCCUGUAAACAACUCCCUGAUGGUAACUUUGAGGUGGGAGUCCACAUUGCUGAUGUGAGUUAUUUUGUGGGGGAGGACAACGCUCUGGAUGCCAUUGCUAGCCAGAGAGCAACUAGUGUAUAUAUGGUUCAAAAAGUGAUUCCCAUGUUGCCCAGGCUGCUGUGUGAGGAGCUGUGCAGUCUGAAUCCUCUCACUGACAGACUCACUUUCUCUGUCAUUUGGAAAAUCACACCGGAGGGGAAGAUCCUGAGUGAGUGGUUUGGCCGCUCUGUCAUCCGCUCCUGCGUGAAGCUGAGUUACGACCAUGCUCAGAGCAUGAUCGAGGCCCCUGAAAAGAUGUUCUCCGCUGAGGAGCUGCCACCUGCGGACCCUGAGCACCCCAUUGAUGAGAUCCAUCAGGCUGUGCUCAACCUGCACUCUAUUGCCAAGAACCUCCGGGCUCAGCGCUUCUCCGGCGGAGCCCUCAGACUCGACCAGUUAAAACUGUCUUUUACCCUGGACAAAGAGACCAUGAUGCCUCAAGGCUGCUAUGUUUACCAGUACAGAGACAGUAAUAAGUUGGUGGAGGAGUUCAUGUUGCUGGCUAACAUUGCCACAGCCCACCACAUCUACUCCAGAUUCCCUGAGCUGGCCCUGCUCAGACGCCACCCUCCACCAAAGACCAAAAUGGUGGAUGAGCUGCAGGAGCUGUGUGACCAGUUGGGAAUCGACAUAGAUCUCUCUUCUGCAGGAGCGUUGCAUAAGAGUCUCAAUACUACACUUGGUGAUGAUGAGUAUACCACUGCCAGAAAAGAAGUCCUCACCCACAUGUGCUCCAGACCCAUGCAGAUGGCGUUGUACUUCUGUACAGGUGCACUCAAGGACGCACAGUUAUUUAAGCACUACGCCCUCAACGUUCCUCUCUACACUCACUUCACAUCCCCCAUCCGACGCUACGCUGACAUCAUUGUCCACAGGCUGCUGGCUUCCUCACUGAAUUGUGGGCCUAAUUUGGGGCUGUCAACAGAAGAAGUCCAAAAACAGGCAUCCCACUGUAAUGACAAGAAGACUCUAUCCAAGAGAGUCCAGGAGCUCAGCUCUGAACUCUUCUUUGGAGUGUUUGUUAAGGACUGUGGCCCGCUGGACUCUGAGGCCAUGGUGAUGGGAGUGCUGGAUCAAUCCUUUGACGUGCUGGUACUCCGAUACGGAGUACAGAAACGCAUCUACUGCAAGUCUGUUGCCGGCUUGGAGUCGUUCCACCAUCGCAAGGUGGGGAAGAAAUCCGAGCUGACUCUGGUCUGGACACCAGAGGACCCAGAGAAAGCAUCAGAAGAGCAGGUUAUUUCAAUCUUCACGUUAGUGGAGGUGCAGCUGAAAGCGGACGGUGCACCCAUGAAAUACAGUGCGGUGCUCAAGAGGCCUGAGGAGAACAAGUCAUAAACACAACUGAAUUGCACAUAUUCUUUUGUCGUCUGGUGGUAGCAGUUUAGGAGCAGUAUUCUUGUGGUAAGCAGGAAAAUCUCUAAACAGGUCAGAGUCACAUUUCAAUGGAAAUUCCCACUAUAAGUUUCACUCUUAACCAAAAGGCCCAUCCCACUGUGUUUCAUAUGUUAGCCCACUUACUGCAAUCAACCUUCUUGCAUGUACAUGACUGUUGCCCUUUUCCAAGGCAUAGUAUGUGUCCAUCUAAGGUAGAAGGCACAAAAGGCAAGUUUACUUUUUUAGGAUUAUUUUUUUAGGGCUUUUAUUACCUUUUAUUAUAGAGCAGCUGGAGAAUGACGGGGUCGGAUUCAAACCCAAGCCGCUGCCAAGGACUACUAGGAGUUCACGUUUUAAUGAGUGAGUUAGUGGUCAACCUGGCAAGGGUGACUUAACAUGACUAUAUUCUUCAGAAAUCACGUGUGCCCGCCUGUGUUUCUUGUGUAAAGGAUAAUGGGGAGAUUGCAAGAGAGGGAGGCUAAAUUAGUCAAAGGAAGAAAAACCGGCAGAGAAAAAUAAAAAAAAAAUAGCUACAAUGAUCUUUGUGUGCAUCUCUGAUUGGGCCAAAUAAGGAUAGCCAGGCACAGGGGUGGAUCCAGGGUUGGGGAUUUUGAGAUAGCUGGGUCAGGGGCAAAGUUGUUUUUUUUUUUGUUUUUUUUUUUCAUGCCUUUUUUUUAAUUCCCCUCCCAUUUCUUAAUCCCAUUCUAGUCCCCCAAUACUCCCUCCCUCCACAUUCAUCGGCCCAGUGCGAGGUGGUCUGAUCUUUAUCUGUUUGGGAUGGAGGUAUAAUAGAAUAAAACAAAACAAAUUUGAGUAAAGCAUAUCAAAAGAUAGGCUAUCUCUCACUGUUCACGAAAGUGAAAAAUAAUUUGUGUAUUGGCCACGUGAUUUGGAUCCACUCAUAAAUGUAAUGGGUUCUUUUUUGACUCCUCCUACACGCGCCAGUAGUUUUUCCCUAAUAGUGCUGGAAUUCCAACCGUAAUAAUGAGAGGUAAUAAUGGCCAUCUUGAAAGUAGAAACAAACAAACAAACAAACAAUUACAAACAAUGGUUUGCCAAAAUGGUUGACUGGGUGAGGUUUGACAUAUGAUACAUAGUGAGUGGUUACAAACUUUUAAUGUUUUAUUUCAAGCCUUGAUGUUCUCACUAAUAUGCCCAUUAUUGUAUGCAAUUUAGUGGAUGGAUUUCAAAUUGAAUUGUGACCCAGGUCUGACAGGGAAAGAUCCAAGCAGCAAUUAGUUUUAGUUUGCUGUUGAUUAAUUGACCUUUAUGAGGACCGUUUUUAUGUUAAAGAACUGUUGUACACAGUCCAACGUUUAAAAGCUGAUUUUCAGUUUAAUAUCAAUGACUGCUUUCCCUAUUCAAGAUUGAGAAGAGAGACUUAUUUUUGAGUUUUUAAAGUUCAAUACACUACUGCAUUUUACCUUUUUGGCUGUCUUUGACUGACCAUGGUUGCUAGAGUGAAGCUGCAUGGAUCAAACUGUAAAAAUGUAUUAGUAUUAGCAAAGUAAAACCUUUGACUACAGCAGAUUUAAUGAACAGGUAUAUUCACGUCUGUAGAGAAACAAAAGAAAACA